AUGCCACCAAAAUUCGACCCAUCUGAGGUGAAGUUCAUCUACUUGAGAGCCGUAGGAGGUGAAGUAGGUGCUUCUUCUGCACUUGCUCCUAAGAUCGGACCUUUGGGUUUGUCUCCUAAGAAGGUCGGUGAAGAUAUCGCCAAGGCCACCAAGGAUUUCAAGGGUAUUAAGGUUACUGUGCAAUUGAGAAUCCAAAACAGACAAGCUACUGCUUCUGUUGUCCCAUCUGCAUCUUCUUUGGUGAUCACCGCCUUGAAGGAGCCAGUUAGAGACAGAAAGAAGGAGAAGAACGUGAAGCACUCUGGUAACAUUCCAUUGGAACAAAUCUUUGAAAUUGCCAGACAGAUGAAAGACAAGUCUUUCGGUAAGAACUUAGCUUCCGUUUCCAAGGAAAUCUUGGGUACUGCUCAAUCUGUUGGAUGCCGUGUCGAAGGUAAGAACCCUCAUGACAUUAUCGACGCCAUCAAUGAUGGUUCGAUUGACGUUCCAGAGAACUAG
Molecule: messenger RNA, 498 nt
Organism: Meyerozyma guilliermondii ATCC 6260
Lineage: Eukaryota; Fungi; Ascomycota; Pichiomycetes; Serinales; Debaryomycetaceae
Gene: RPL12
Product: 60S ribosomal protein uL11
Exons: 1
Coding region: 1-498 (165 amino acids)
Biological process (GO): translation
Cellular component (GO): cytosolic large ribosomal subunit; ribosome
Molecular function (GO): structural constituent of ribosome; large ribosomal subunit rRNA binding
Source: RefSeq, a predicted model, not a curated record